Messenger RNA from Marchantia polymorpha subsp. ruderalis, 2622 nucleotides. NCBI's taxonomy places the organism in Eukaryota, Viridiplantae, Streptophyta, Marchantiopsida, Marchantiales, Marchantiaceae. The record is from the annotation of a GenBank genome assembly.
AUUCGCCUACUUCCACAGCAGCUUCUUCUAUCUGGGUUUCUGAAUCAUUCACAUCUCGAGCUGUUUUUGGGAGGACGAUCCUACUGUGCUUGCUUUGGUUGGGGCGUUUGGUCUUGUAGUUCCACAGCUUCCUGUACUGGCCAUUGUAAUAGUGCUCGAUUUGAAGGGGAUAUCAGGGCUUUCUGUACUGGCCUUAAAAAUCCAGCUCUCGAUUUCAAGGGGCUUCCUAUAUUGGCAUUCAAAUAUCUGCACUUGAUUUGAAGGACAAUCCAGGGACCAGAGCUGAGAUUUAUUCCGAGAGUCAUUGCUUCAAUUUGAAUUUUUAGAUUUCUCCUUUCUUCAGCUUUUUGUUGGGUUUCCAAUUGGCAAGUUUCUCGAGAGUCUGGUCUUCAAUCAGUAUACUCUUGCUAGAGAUCCUGCUCGCGAUUACAUCAAUAUUUAUCGAUCGAGAUAUCAUUCCAAUACUUGUGGCAGCUGGACUUGUGAACAUACUGUGAGAGAUAGACAGUGGAGGCUUUGCAGUCUAGAAUUUGAGAGGGGAUCUUGUAUUCUGGACAGACCACUUGUGUCAGGCGCCACUUUCUGCAGGCCACUAUCACCAGGCGAUUUACAUCGAUUUACAGUAACCUCUACCAGUCAACAGCAGCUCAUCUCCUACCAAUCAACGGUGUGAGAAACCAGACAGACGUCCAGAGAACUUUGAUAUUGUUGCUGCUAAAGAGAGGCCCACUUUCACCUUCGAAUUUCAUACAAUUUACAAAUUCCAGCCAGCAGUAUGGCAUCCAGCAGAGCUGAGGCUAUGUCCACCACUUCCGAGGAGUCUUCGGUAGGAUACGGCAGCAUUCAUGAGGAUUCGUCUCACAGCCUCAUGCUGAGGAGAGUCACCCCAGCAUCCGGUCCUGCUUCAAUCAUGGCAAUUGGGAUAGCUGUGCCGCCACACGUGCACGAGCAGACAGAGUAUCCGGAUUUUUUCUUCAACAUCACCAACUGCAAUCACAAGCCUGACCUCAAGCAGAAGUUCCAGCGCAUAUGUGAAAAAUCGGGAAUAAAAAAACGUCACUUCUACAUGAGUGACGAUCGCCUGAGGGAGCAUCCAUCGAUAUGUACGUACAAAGAGCCAUCUCUAGACAUACGACAGCAAAUUGCAAUCCAGCAGGUGCCAAAACUAGCUCAGGAAGCAUCACUGAAGGCGAUAGCUGAAUGGGGCAGGCCUAAACAGGAGAUAACCCAUAUUGUCUUCGCGACGACGAGUGGGGUUAACAUGCCCGGAGCUGAUCAUGCGCUGGCCAAACUUCUCGGACUCCGACCCACGGUAAAGCGGACCAUGCUCUAUCAGAUCGGUUGCUAUGGAGGUGCCACUGCUCUUCGUAUGGCCAAGGACUUGGCUGAGAACAACAGAGGUGCCCGUGUCUUGGUGGUGGCCAGUGAAAUCACUUGUGUGACUUUCAGAGCUCCAGAUGAAAGUCAUGUGGAUGGGCUUGUUGGCUCUGCACUUUUCGGUGACGGUGCUUCUGCUGUCAUUGUGGGCUCUGAUCCCAAGCCGGACCUGGAAGAGGCAGCAUUUGAGAUAUGCUGGUCUGGAGAAACAAUACUUCCAGACAGUGAUGGCGCAAUUGACGGUCAUCUAACUGAAGCUGGUCUGAUGUUCCACCUUCUGAAGGAUGUUCCUGGACUUAUAUCUAAGAACAUCGAUAAAAAUCUCCAGCAAGCCAAGGCAAAUGUCGGCUCUCCAGAUUACCAAGAUAUGUUUUGGGCUGUUCACCCAGGAGGUCCAGCCAUCUUGGAUCAGAUAGAACGCAAGCUGAAGCUAGACCCUUCCAAAUUAGCGGCUAGCCGGGAGAUACUCGAACAGUAUGGUAAUAUGUCUAGUGCCACCGUGUUGUUUGUGCUUGAUCGCAUCCACCAGCGCUCCAUCUUGGGACCUCAUUCCACCACAGGCGAGAGUUCGAAGUAUGGUUUCGUCAUCGGCUUUGGACCCGGUCUGACACUGGAAGUUUUGAUCCUUAAAGCACUUCCUCUCUGAUUGCAGCAACAGAGUAUGUAGAAGAUGGCCAGUUUCCAAGAAGUUGAUGGUAGUUUGAAAGACGUAUCAAACCCUGAUUUUCAUCUCAAUAGAGAUGGGAUAGAUUUGCAAAUAGGCGACCUAGAUUUCCUGCAUCGAGUAUCAAAAGCAGUGUUAUUCUAAACUCUUUCUAAAUAAAAGGUUAACAUCGAACAUCUUUUAUCUUUAUAAAGCUUUAGGUUAUUGUUUUUAGGAUUCCAAAGAAUGUCCAGGACCUUGUUAAGGAAUAAAUGAGAAGAAUGGGGUGUUUAUCUAGAGCCAAAGCCAUGAUGAAAGCUGGAUUAAACUCUCUACUAUCGACCUCGCAUGACUGCAACGUGUCACAGCAAUGAGGUCUUGCAACAACACUCUUACGUUAUAAUAGAAGAACAUGAACAAUCAUGACAAUAGUAACUACAUCGAAACUUCAAUUUAGAAGACUGUGCAUAUGAUCUCACAAGCGAGUCUAAAUACCAAUCAAGUCCUGAAGAAAAACUAGAGUCCCUUCAAAAGGAACCGAUCUAAUUUCUUGCUUGAGUGAACUCCUCAGAGAACUUCACAAAUAAAGUACUGAGGAAAAA